Messenger RNA from Polyodon spathula (Mississippi paddlefish), 10813 nucleotides. RefSeq names its product centromere-associated protein E-like. Lineage: Eukaryota; Metazoa; Chordata; Actinopteri; Acipenseriformes; Polyodontidae. Gene Ontology annotation, molecular function: protein binding. The record is from RefSeq and is a predicted model, not a curated record. The transcript has 28 exons. Bases 129 to 8897 code for a protein of 2922 amino acids.
GCGAGUUGCGAGAAAGAGUCACAAGCUUAGAAGAACUUUUGAAACUUAAGGAAAUUGCUGAAAAAGAUCUGACCAAUAGCAUUAAUGAACUGGAGAAAAAGUUAGCACUCAAAUGUGAGAAGGAACGAAUGCUUCUUCUGCAAUGUGCCAAAAUGGACCAGCUAGUGAAGCAAAAGGAAGAUGUUGAAAGAAGACUUCAGGAAAGAUACAGUCAUGCAGAGGAACAUCAACAGCAGAGUGAAAAUUCAGAGGAAGAGUAUGAGGAGAUUGAGAAGUUGACCAGUGAAAUCACAGAGAGGGACAUUGUGCAAUCGUGGCUUGAAACAGCCAACAGUGAUCUGGUUAAACAUGUUAAUGACAUAAAUGAUUCGAAAAGGCUACUUGAGGCCAAAGUUGACCAGUUGAAUGGUGAACUAGAACAGAAGAUCUACAGUGAAACGAAACUCAACAAGCAGUGUAUACAAUUAGAAAAAGCCAAUAAGGACUGGGGGAUCCUGGAAGAGCACCAGAGAGAGCAGUUUGCAGAAAGGGAGAAUACGCUUAAGUGUAAAAUUAAAAGUCUUAGAAAAGAGCUUCAAGACAAAGAUGAAACCUUACUGGGCAAAAGGUUUCUUGUGCUUCAGCAAAUAAAUCGAGAAGAAAACCAGAGUGAAAUGGCAGAAAGUCCUCAGGAGGCGGUGAUGGAAAAAGAGAAACUUCUAGAGGAGCUUGACAGAAUGGUAGAUUCUGAAAGAGACAAGGUCGGAACAUUCACCAAGAUGAAAACUAAGUACGAAAUAGAAAUUAACCAGAAAGACAGAAACAUUGACAAACUGACAGAUGAACUUGAUAACCUCAACGAGGAGAUGAGGGAAUUACAGGAGCAACUCAGACAGCAGAAGGAGUUAGAAAGAACACUUCACGAGAAAAACAAGGUGCUGCAAGACCUACUUGAAGAUCUGGAAAAAGGCAACUCCAAGAAUGGGCAAGAUAAGAUUGCACGCAUGGAGAAGCUGUUGAGCUUGAGAGAUGAAACUGUGCAAGAGCUCCAGGACAGGGUAGCCAGUCAAGAACAUCUACUUAAGGAAAUGGAGGAGACCCAAAGAAGGUUAUCCCACCGCAACCAGGAGUUGGGUUCCAAGCAACGUGGGCUUAGUGAUGAAGUUCACAGGUGGAAAGUAAAGUGCUCCAACUAUGAACAAAGUGAAAAGGAAGCAAGGGUUGAAAUGAAACAACUGAAGGAGGAUAUUAACAAACAUGAGUUAAAAAACACAAACUAUGAGUGGCAACUAAAAGAAAAAAACAGUGAGCUAAAAGAGCUAAGUGCCAUGAAGGAUAAGGAAGUGGCAAGCUUAUUGGCCGAGCUUAAACAGUUAAUGUUGGAGUUUGAAAGCAGGGAGAAUGUUUUGCUGAAGGAGAGACAAAACCUUGAAGGGCAACUGAAGAAAACGAGAAAGGAACUAGAGGCCUCUGAGGACAAUUAUCAAAAGCUGAAGCGACGGUUUGAAUUGUUAGAAGAAAAGGAGUACAUACUGAAACAAACAGAAGCUGCACUUCAGCUUGGCAAUAAAAUGCUUGACACCCAGCUAUCACAAAAAUCUCAGCUUGUGAUAUUGUUAGAGGCAACAAUAACCAAAGAACAACAGAUGUCCAAUAACAUGAAAAAGGAGGUGUGCAUUAAAGAUAUGAAUAUCAAAAGACUUCAAGAGCAGGAAGCAAUGUUGCAGUCAAGAAUAAGAGACUUUGAAGAGGACAUGGAAGAGGUGAGGAUUGAAAGGAACCAACAGUCUGAAAUCCAGCUGGGUCACCAGGAUUUCCAGGUCCUCAGUCAGCGGGUAAAGGAUCUGGAGCGCAGUCUCCAAGACAGUGUUAGCAGUUUCACAGAAUCAGAGGCAGCCCUUAGAAACAGAAUAAAAGAACUAGAAGCAUCUGAGAAGAACUUCCUGGUUAAGAUAGAUGACCUCAGGACAAAGGCACAGCUACCCAUUCUCACCAGACUUCGGCAGGAACAGAGACUUCAUCAUCUGCGUGAGGAAAUAAGAGCAAUGGCAGCAGAAAAGGAAAAAUCAGACAGGGCCAUGAAGGAAAAGCAGCACCGGCUACAGGACAAGAUAAAAAUGAAGGAAGACGAGAUGAAGAAACAGUCUGAGUAUUUUGAGCACUACAAACAGAAGAUGCAGCACAAGAUGAUGCUGCUAAAAGAAAGGGAGCAGUGCCUUCAAAGCCAGGUCUUCAGGCUGGAGAAAGACAUGAUCGACCUCAGCGCCACUGUGGCUCUCCUCAGGGCCCAGCUGGAGAGGCACACUUUGGACGAUGCAGACUAUAGGAAAACCCAGGGAUCCAUAGAGUUUGAUGGAGAGAUGGCCUCCUUCCACAAAGAAGGUGAAGGCAGGAUUAAAACCCAUAUCCACAGCCUCCAGGAUGAAAUGAACAGUUUGCUGGAAAGGGAGGAGGUGAGCCACAGAGAAAAGAGGGAGCUGCGUGACAGGCUGCAGCAGGCUGAGGAGAACGAGGAGUUUCUGUCCAGGAAGCUGGAGGACUUCCGGUCUCGCAUUCAUGAACUGAAGCUGUCUGAGAGCAGCCUUCUGGAGGAGGUGGAGGAGCUGCAGGAUGAGAAUGAGCUGCUGAAAAGAAAACUGUCUGAGGUGGAAGAAGACCGGCUCUCUAGAGGGGAAGGUGCUCAGCAGGUGAAACAGCAGCCUGGAAAACAGGAAGAACUUGACACUGUUGGUAAUGAUGCUGUGGGUGAAUGUGAACUGAAGGAAAAAGAGAUUCAGCUAAAAGGACUUGGAAUGCCACAAAAGGUUGUAAAAAAUGUAAAUAUUCAUAAUCAAAGUGGUACUGAAGAGUCUUUGAGAAAGUGUUUCAGUGGGAAGGAGAUCUCAAUUGUAAAAGCAGCUGUGGAACAGAAUCCCAGCAGCUGUACAGAUACCCAGAGAAUAAACGAAGGACUGACUAAAGACUUGGUGCAUCUCCUGGAGACAAUACGUCUCUUAGAGCAACAGGUAGAGGCUGCUGAGGAGGAGAAGCAACAGGUGCAAAGUGAAAAGGAUGCAAUCCAGCAUGAGUACCAACAAGUCAUUAGCGAGCAUGAGGAGCUGCAACUUAGCUUUGACAGAACAUGCUACCAGUACGCAGCCAGAGUUCUGGAGCUUGAGAAACUGAGGGACUUGUUUCUUAGAAAACUAUGUGAGGCGGUGCAGGAAGAGCAAGAUUCACAAAGCCGAUACACAGAACUGAGGAGCACUCUAAGCCACCUUCGAUCCCAGCUGCAGACUGAGGACAUCAUUUUCAAAGAGGAGCUGCUCCAGUUGAAGUGGGAGGCUGUACUGGAUCCAUCUCGCAACAAAGCAAUUCAGACCCCUUCAUUGCUACAGUGCAUCAAGGAAGCAGUUACCAUUGCAAGAUUGGUUCCACAAUAUGGAAACACAGACGUAUGUGCCUGUGCGGGUUUGCUGGAGCCGACUCUUAUCCCAUUCUUGGAAAACACCUCGUGUGUCUUUGCAGAUGUCAUGCAAGCUGUCCGUUGUGGGGAUUUAGAGCAGGUCAGUCUGUACCUCCAGAGGCCAGACAUUCAAACAAAACUGUCAAUGUUACUUGGAUCAUCUCCAGUGCAAGACAGUAAAACAUUCUGGAUGAAUAAUUCUACCCAAGGAGUCCAGGAAAACGAAAAUAAAGACAUACCUCCCUCCGCCCAGAAGGACACUACAGUGAUCCAACCACAACCUGACCUAGUGGAGCUUGUAAGCCACAAAAUUCAGAAUACCAAGUCAGACUUAAUUUCCCUAGUCACAAAAACAAUAGAUGUUGAUUGUAACAAUAUGGACAACAAUCACAUCACCAGCGACUGUGUUCAUGAGUCUCAUAGUUUUAUGACACUAAAGUCUUCAACACCAAGUACAGAGCCUCCAACACUGAAUAUAGAAUCGAAAACAAAUAUAGAAUCCCUCAAAGAAAUUAUUCUGAACCUUGAAUCUGAAGUGCAGUGUCUGCAAAAUGAGAAGACAGACUUGGAAAACAGCUUACGCAGUAAAGACAGUCUGAUACAAAAAGCAUCUGAGGAGAAUGCCAAACUAGAAGCAAAUCUGAGGUUGGCUGAGCAUCAAGUUCAGUUGUUUUCCCAGGAGCUGGAAGCUGUAAAAGGGGAAAGCGAUUUAAAAUUGGAGACAACUAAAAAUAACUGGAGACAGGAAAACAAAGUUCUGGGGCGACAGAAUGAAGAGCUUCUUAAUCAGAUUGCGAAACUAGAAGCAAAUCUUCAGAGCCAGGCGGUUAAAAUGCAUGAGGAGAACGUUCAGCAAUAUCUUCCCAGACUAGAGGAUGAGAAAGAGCAGAGCUCCUUCUUAAUUUCAAAGCUACAAGAAAAUGUGGAAGAGAAGGCUAAGGUGAUUGUUGCCCUACAGGAAAGCUCAGUGGAGAUUACUCGGCUGCAAGUAGAGAAUGCACAGCAUCAGCUGAGUUCCAAGGUGAUUGUUGGUCAGUCGAAAGAGCUAAAAGAAAGCUCUGAAGAGAUUCUUUGCUUGAAAAGUGAGAGUAUUCAACAUCAACAGAACCUUUCCACUCUAGAGGGUGAUAAAAAACAGUGCUCUGACUCAAUUUCAGAGCUACAAGAAAAAGUGGAGGAGAGUACGAAGGUGAUUAUAGAUCUACAGAAAGAGCUGAAAGAAGGCUCUGGUGUGAUUAUUCAUCCGCAGGAAGAGAUCAGUCAUUACCAGCAGACCAUUUCCAAGAUGGUAGAGGAGAAAAACCAGUGUUCCUAUUCUAUUUCAAAAGAGGAAGAGAGUAUGAAGGUGAUUUCUGAGCUCAAAGAAGCCUGUGGAGAAAGUGUUUAUGUGCAAGAACAGAGCCUACAGAAUCAGCAGAAGCUUUCCAAGCUAGAGGAGGAGAAAAAACAUUGUGGCCCCAAAUUUGCAGAGCUACAGGAAAAUACAGAAGAGGGUUCUGAUGUGAUUGUAGAUCUAAAUAAAUCCCUAGAAGAACCCCUGGGAGAGAUCAUCCAUCUACAAGAAGAGAAUAAUAAGCAGCAGCAGAUCAUUUCAAAGCUUGUGGUCGAAAACAAACAUGUUAACCUAAAGAAUGGGCUGCAGGAAAGCUCUGUGGAGGUUACUCAUCUGCAAGUAGAGAAGGGCUGGUAUCAACAGAACGUUUCAAAUCUGAUGGAGGACAAAAAACAGUGCGAUUUCACAAUUUCAGGACUACAGGAAAAGAUGGGAGAGAGUUCUGAGGUGAUUGCUAACCUACAGAAAGAGCUAAAAGAAAACCAUGAGGAGCAAACUCAUCUUCUAGCAGAGAACACUCAGCAAUUGAAGAAACUUUGCAUGCUGGAAGAUGAGAAAAAACAGUGUUGUCACACAAUUUUAGGGUUACAGAAAAAGGUGGAAGAGAGCUCUCAGAUUGUUGAAUUAAAGAAAGAGCUAAAAAAAAGCUCUGGAGCAGUCGUCUGUUUGCAAGAUGAAAACGGCCAGCAUCUUCAGAACAUUUCUAAGCUAGUGGUUGAGAAUAAACAGUGCAUCGACACAAUUUCCGCAUUGCAAAAAAAGGUUGAAGAGAGCUCCAGUCUGAUUGCUGAGCUUGAAAACGCCCUGAAAGAAAGUUAUGGGGAAAUUGUUUGUCUGAAAGAGGAGAACUGUGAAAUUUCACAAAAAAUUAACACCCUCAGUGAAGAGAAUGAGAAUUGUGUUCAGAAGCUCUCCGAACAGAGAGAAGAGUUGGAAAAAAGCUUCAAGGUACUAUCUGAGCUCCAAUGUGAGAAAGAGCACUGUCUCCAGAAAAUAUCUGAACUGGUAGAAGCCAAUAAGAUGACUGAGCAGGAAGUUCUGCAGCUUAAAGACGAGAAAGAAAUAUGUUCUCAAAAACUUUUAGAUCUGCAAGUGGAAAAUGAGAGAGGAAUGCAGACAGUCAGUUGCCUACAAGAACAGAAAAGAGAUUUGGAAAGACAAAUGGGCCUCAUUCAGAGUGAUGAAAGCAUCAGUGCCAAAAAUAGAGAACUGAGAGAAAGAGUUUUAGUUUUGGAUGACUGCAAAAAAAUAAAUAUGGAUGAGUCUGUAAGAGGACUGAAGGAUGAAGCUGACAGAUUAAUGAGAGACAAUGAGCUGUUGUUGGACCGAAUCCACAACCUAGAAUUGAACCAAGCGGCAGAGGUGAAGAUAAAUCUGGAACAAGCACACAGAGAAAAAGAAAUACUGCUUCAAAAAGUAAAUAAAUUCGAAAAUAAAUCUACAGAGCAAAGUAAUAAAAAGGUGAAAGUAGAUAAAGCAUGUCAGGUUGCAAUGAGUAGUUUACUAGCAGAUAACCAAAAAGAGCAAAGAGAAUAUGUGGACGCCCCUUCCCAUAUGACAGAGGACAAUGAAAGAUUAUCAGAAUCAGAAAGUGCACUGCAGAAAGAGGACUUUCAGUCACCCAGGAAUGAAGUGGAUGGUGAUGUCGCACACAAACAAAAGUGGAUGGUGAUGUCAUACAAAACCGUGAAUCUGGAAAAUACUAUCCAGGCGCAGCCUGGAAUGACUGAAGAAGACAUUGACUUGAAAAAGCAGCUUGAAAGAACAGAAACAAAACUGAGGGAGUCCCGGGAGGAGUUAGAAAAAACAAAAGCUGAGGCACAGAAAUGGUACAAAGACCUGGGUUUUGCAGAGUCGAAACGGGAGGAUGCUGUGAAAAAAUUGUCCCAGGCAGUGAAUGAAGUUAAGAGAAUGAGGGAAACUUCAAAAGAUUCAGAAAUUAUGAAAAAUGACAAUGUUGAACAAAGAGAUAAGAUAAGCAAAUUGACAAAGAGGAUCCAAGAACUGGAGAAUCUACAGAUAGAUGCCUUGGCACAUGAACAACACAUUUUAACAUUAAAAUCCCAGCUCAAAGACCAGGCAGGCAGACAGGACAAACUGGUACAACUAAAGACACAACUUAGUGUAAAGUCUUCUAUUGAAAAUGAUUUGAGAGCAGAGAAUUAUGCUCUGAAAGACAAGCUCAGUGAUAUGGAAGAAUGGAGCAGUGCGGUCAAGGGUCUGAAGUCUAGAUACGAUGCAAUGAAAACCCAGUUUGAUGAGCUUGAAAGGAAGAAAACAGAAGCGGGAUUAGAUAUGGCCCUUUUAAAGGCCAAGCUGGCGUGCAUAGUGCAGAAAUGUCAUGACAGGAACAGCCUGAUCAUUCAGAUGGUCAGGAUGCUCCGUAGGCAUGGCGUGAUUGACCUCAGUCUGAUUGAAGAGGCUGAGGACCUGGUGAAUGACACCGCACUGUUUGAGUACUCCAGGGAUUUUAGUGCUGCACAUGGCGGUCAGGACUUUUAUGAAGAUGUAUGGGUCAAUGAAAAGAUGAAUGAAAAAGAAGGUUUUCUGCAGAGUUCCCUCUCCAGUGGCAGGGGGAGCCUUCCAGACCUGGAAGGGUCUCUGAAUUACAGAUCCUGUGUAGCCAAGACUGAUUUUACCCCUUGCCCCGACAUGCCAAGGACAGUGCUGCCAACUCUGCCUCUAUGUGCUGGGGAAGCAGUCCAGGUCACUGGCAUUCCAGACAGUCAUGGGUUGUACCAUGCAGAAGUGAAGGGAGAGGCGGGGCUGGUACCAGCUUGCUUUGUGGAAGAGAGGGGUGGCCUACAUGAAGUGUACACGCCUCGUAGCAAGUGUGCCAAUCCAAACCCAAGGUUAACUAGUCCAGAGAGGAUCAUACACCUUCAUCAGCAGCUGCACCAAUCACAUCGCAGCAAUUACCAGGUGACCUCAUCUGCUACAUCUGAAUCCAAUUCUGAGACAGACCGCAGUACUCUGUCCACCCCCUCUCUAGUCCAAGAUGGCACAUCCCUCCCCACAAGAACACAGGUCAAGAAUGAACUGGAACAACCUGGCUGCACCAUUUGCUCUCAGACAAGGGGGGGCGUGCAGAGUCCAGACAGUGAUGACCAAGUGAAGGGUCAGAUUAAUGAGCCAAGUGGAAGAUGUAUCAACCAAGCUAGGAGUGACGCAGAAGUCGAACUUGAUGACAUGUGGCUCUCUGGGGAGAAUGCAAAUUGCUCACGCUCGCCAGCAAUGAGGAGCAAUUUGUCAGACUGGUCAUUACUAAACAACACCCAAGGGAAGGAUGCUAAGGAGGCAGGGUCCAGUAAAGUAUUCCUGGAAAGAGCUAUAAGAGUAAAGCAAGAACCCCCAUCGCCGGUUGGCUCAGUCCAGAUUAUAAAGACGGUGGGGCAAAGCAGUGUGAUGAUAAGUUGGGAGAGACCUUCAGUGGACGAGCUAGGUUGCAGCAACGGAACUUUCAUUCAUGGUUACAGGAUAUAUGUCGAUGGGGAAUUUCACAAGUCUGUCAUGAGCUCAGCCUGUACUAAGGCUGUGUUGGAGAACCUCGAUCUGUCUCUACCAUUUCAAGUCAGCGUUCAGACGCUCGGUGCCAAUGGCCUGGUUGCUGAAAAGGUCCACCGUCACUUUCAGAGCAUCAGCGCGUCCCCUGAGGGAGCUUUAUCAUCGGCGGAGCCCGGUAACUCGCUUGGUCAACAGUGCAGUGGCAGAUCUCAGCAGAAUGUCAGCCAGCCUCUUCAGUGCACAUCAUUUUCACAAUACGCAGGUGUUAAACCAUCUAUGUUUGUUGCCAUCUACAGUUACAGUCCCCUGAAAGACAGCCCCAACAUUCAUCCUAGUCGAGAGUUGGCCUUUAAGGAAGGGGACACAGUCUGGGUGUUUGGAAAACCCAGACGGGAUGGCUUCUGUGAUGCAGAGACUAAUGGAAGACGAGGUCUGGCCCCUAUAGCGUUUCUCGAAGAGGUUAAUUUUGGACUGCCAAGGAAGUUAAAGGAAAAAACACCAAGACCACCAGCUCCCACACCAAGGUUUGAUGAGGUUUACUGUGUUGCCAGCUCCUUUGAAGUGCCAUCGAUUAAAGCCCUAGAACAAAAGUUACACUGCAGAAAGAUAGAGUCUAAUUGGGCCUCCAAAAAUUAAAUGGGGGAGAAAAAUGAGUGAAGAAGCUGUGAACACAUCAGUCUAUGCAGUCCUCCAUGCUGAGGUCCAGUCCUGUCCUUUCAUGAUUGCUGCUUUGUAUCUAUACAUUGUUUCAGACACCCAUCUGACUCUAAAGCUUGGUGCUACUGUUCAACAGCAAUAAAGGUAUUGUGCUGGAGCUUUGCCUCCCCUACGUGCUAAAACUGCGUUCACACAAGUGUUUUGCCAACUUACCUUGACAGAGAUUACAUUGUUAUUCCAACUGUUUACUGAACUUUACCACUGCUUGUGAUGGACUUUGAGUGCAUUGUCAGUGUUCAUCUACUUUUUAGUUAAACCAUUUCCUAAAAUUGCUGCUGUAACCAUCGUCAGGGUUUUAGUAUUUUAUUAGAUAAAAAUCCAGUCCUUUUAUUAUUUGUACAAGUUUCAGAAUUUGUAACUAAGAUAUAGGUAUGUAUUUACCAAUAAGAGCUGUCAUUGGGUUCCAGCACACCACAAGGCUGUCGGUUUAUCCAUCACAUUGUUUAAGAACAGUGAGAUUUGUGUUCAGAUGUUCACAUUUGCUGUCAGUUUCAUAUUAACUCCAGGAAUGCCUGUGUUUAUCUAUAGCAGCAUGACCUAGUAUGUAUACUUUGAGAACUGUAGAGAACUGAAACACAUCACCCAGUUGUUAAUAUAAUAACCUAAGUUUAUGUACCUAAUAGGCAAAAUAUCGAACUGUACUGACAGUCUAGUGGGCAUCAAAUAAUGUUAUUUUUCUUAUUCCGCAUAAACAAAGUAUAGGCUUUUAAAUAACACAUGAUACAAUUGUAAAGAGAAAGAAAACCUAAAUAAAUAUACUGCAUUCCUGUUAUUUUGGCACAAAUGUUUUGGAAGCAACAAAAAUACUGCAGGUUACCAGUUUAAUACUAAACUAGUUUUAAAUGAUUCACGUGCAAAACCUCUAAUUCUACUUUGUCUUGAAUCACUUAUGUCAAAAAAGCCACUGAUUGACAUUAUAUCCACUAUACCACCAACUCAACAAGACUUAAGUGGAUUCAAAACCGUUUGUGCUUCAACGUACAACAUAUGAAAAGAUGCAAGACAGGUAAUAGAUGCAACUGUCUGUUAUUAACAAAGAGAACUGAUGUGGUGCUCAUUUUAAAACAUAAUUUACAAACUAAUUGAAAUGAGACUAAUUGAACAUAAUUUAAUAUUUCAAUAUUACCCUCUUGAAUGUGCAGUAAAAAAAUUCUAAUAGAUUUUUUUUUUUUUGUUAUUGGCACACAGUUAGCAUGGUUUUCACACAGUGGCCUUUCUUAGUAAUGGCAUCCCUUAACAUUAAUCCAUGAAUCUGGCUGUAAUGCCAGUUUUUGGUUAGACCAAGCAGAGUGUUUAUUUACAUAAUGGAUUCUCAGUUAAAUCCUUUGGAAAUGCUUUAGUGCCUUAUGGAGGCAGAGUGUGAGCAGACUUUAGGAUUACACUACAGCACUGUCAUGUUGUCCAUUAUUCAAGAGCUUAAGAAUGAAAUACAUCUGGGGCAAUUUUUGAAGCUUCACCUUUUUUUUCUAAAAGGAGAAAACUUCUAUUAAAGUUACAAAACUACAAAUGAACAACUCAAAAAUUAUAUCUGAACACUACUAUUAAUUAUUGAGUUAUACAGUAUGUUGCUAAUUCUGUAACAUUUAAUGAAUAUUAUUUUCUACUAUCAAGAAAGUAAAUGGCUUUAAAAAUAUCCCCUAUUGUGCCUUGGGUUUUUGAAGUAAUAUUAGUAUUAAGAGUUUUUAAUUUAGAUACAGAAUCACCUAUAUUUAGCCCUGCAUAUGUAGGUAAUUCAGUGUCGUUUUUAUAUGUAAACCCCAUUUCCUUCACAGUGGGUUGCUGUUUAGUACUGCAAUGUGCUGAAAAUAUGUAUAUACAUUUUUUAAUGUCAUGUG